This is a messenger RNA of Syngnathus acus (greater pipefish), 1859 nucleotides long. It is a transcript of the gene otx2b, whose product is annotated as orthodenticle homeobox 2b. Gene Ontology annotation, biological process: regulation of transcription by RNA polymerase II; multicellular organism development. The coding region runs from base 203 to 1078 and encodes 291 amino acids. The transcript is spliced from 4 exons. Gene Ontology annotation, molecular function: RNA polymerase II cis-regulatory region sequence-specific DNA binding; DNA-binding transcription factor activity, RNA polymerase II-specific. Lineage: Eukaryota; Metazoa; Chordata; Actinopteri; Syngnathiformes; Syngnathidae. Gene Ontology annotation, cellular component: nucleus. The record is from RefSeq and is a predicted model, not a curated record.
AUAUUGAGCAGGACGUCGUUGCUCUCACUUGACUUUCCUCACUCGUUCGGGAGGACACGCAAAAAAGCGUUUGCACUCUCCAAGAGCAAGGUGUCUAUACAGACAGGAGCGUGUGGACACGGGAAAGGACAGCAGGUGCUCAUUGGGAACUCCAUCCAUUUCCACCAUUUUCUCCAACUUGAGACACGAGACAAACAUUAGCAUGAUGUCGUAUCUAAAGCAACCACCUUACACAGUCAAUGGCCUCAGCUUAACCACUUCCGGAAUGGACCUUUUACAUCCGUCCGUGGGCUAUCCAGCGACGCCAAGGAAGCAGAGAAGAGAGCGGACUACUUUUACGCGCGCGCAGCUCGACGUCUUGGAGGCGUUGUUCGCUAAAACGAGGUAUCCGGACAUAUUCAUGCGCGAAGAAGUGGCUCUCAAAAUCAAUCUACCCGAGUCGCGUGUCCAGGUGUGGUUCAAGAACCGGCGGGCCAAGUGUCGUCAGCAACAACAGCAGCAGCAGAACGGGGGUCAGAACAAGGCGCGACCCGCCAAGAAGAAAAGCUCCCCCAGCCGAGAAGUGAGCUCCGAGAGCGGUGCCAGCGGCCAGUUCACUCCCCCCAGCAGCACCGCCACAGCCGUCCCGGCCAUCUCCAGCAGCACGGCGCCGGCCUCCAUCUGGAGCCCGGCCUCCAUCUCCCCGCUUUCGGACCCGCUGUCUACCUCGUCGUCGUGCAUGCAGAGGUCAUACCCAAUGACCUACACGCAGGCCUCAGGCUACGGCCAGGGCUACGCCGGCUCUACGUCUUACUUCGGCGGCAUGGACUGCGGCUCUUACCUCACCCCCAUGCACCAUCAGCUGUCUGGCCCGGGCUCGACCCUGAGUCCGAUGAGCACGAACGCGGUGGCGGGACACCUCAACCAGUCCCCGGCGUCGCUCUCCGCGCAGGGCUACGGCACGUCCGGCCUGGGCUUCAAUUCCACGGCGGACUGCCUGGAUUAUAAGGACCAAGCGGCGUCGUGGAAGCUGAACUUCAAUGCCGAUUGCUUGGAUUAUAAGGAUCAGACCUCCUCGUGGAAAUUCCAGGUCCUGUGAACACUUCCACUGCGCGGGACCACGAUGAAAACAAACAAAAGACUCCUCUGCUUGGGGCUCAAACGUUUUUGGCAUCACCCUCUCUUAGAGGAGAGGUCUAAUUUAUUUUAGCACUGGCAAAGAGAUUUUCUUUACUUUUUCCACUCACCUGUAGCCCCCCCAUCCAUGUCUGUCAGUGCGCCCGCCACUCGUGCACCUGUUGAGGACAAGCUCAGCACAUUUACACUCGCAAGGCCACGGAACGAGAACCCUGAACUUUGAACCUCCUUUAAUUAAGCUUCUUUGUUCCGCAACGAUACUGCGUGGACAUGGAUGCACUACUUUAUUUAAGAAAAAAAGUGUUUAUAAAGAAUCAAUAUGUAGUUUCUAAGAGACAAUCAGUGUGUGUCUUAUAUAAAUGGUACAUGUGUUUUUUUAUUAUUAUUAUUAUUAUUAUUAUUAUUUUUAUCUGUGCUAGCCUUCGAAACUGUGAUCUGUUGUAUUGUAUGCAAAUUGUGAGCCCCUCCUCGCAACACACACUCUUCGAACCUGUUUAUUUUUCUGGAGGGGGGAGAGCAAACGCUAAUGAUUAAAUGAGACUUUCCAAGUGGUAGUAAUAAUAUGAAGGGUUAGACGCGCACAUACACACUCACGCACUCACACACGCACAAAGGCUCCUGUCCACUGGAUCUCGACAUGAUUGUGGGUCCGGUACUGGCUCCAAAGACGCUUUGGCCUCCCCGCUGAAAAUACACAAAAAGAAGAAUAAAAGGCAGAAGGUCCCGUGAGCUUUCACUCAGAC